CGCCAUUUUGGAGCUCCGGAUGAGGAGAGGAAAAGUGGGGGAAAAGAGGGAAAAGAGCCUGGGGUGGGCAAGAACAAGGGCGAGGGCACGGCCGGGCUCCUGGCCGGCCAAAGGAGGCUCGCGGAAGCAGCAGCCGCCGCCCGACCGCAGAAUAUUGGAAACUUUUUCACUGCCAAGAGAAAUCAUUACUUUGCUUCACCAAGAAAGAGAAGUGUUUGAUACUAUAUACUUUCAUUCUUGGCCACAGCUGGAUUUUGAAGAUUGAUCCAGGGGACUGUGUUAAUUUCAGGAAUUGAUUUGAAAGACAUUGGCUCUGCCACUUAACAGCCAUGUAACCUUGGAUAUGGAAGAAAGCAACAGUGUUGUCAUGUUGGUUCCAGAUAUUAGGGAACAGGAAGCUAUACUAACUGCUGAAACUGUCAUCAGUUCGUCUUUGGAAAAUGAUGAACAAAGAAAAGCUAAAACAGAUCCAUUAAUCCAUGUUAUCCAGAAAUUAAGCAAAAUAGUGGAACAUGAAAAGUCACAAAAGUGUCUUUUAAUUGGGAGAAAACGUUCACGUUCAAGUGCUACAGUGCACACUCAUGAAACUCAAGAACUUUGUGAGAUUCCAGCUAAAGUAACCCCGACACCUGCUGCUGAUAUUAGAAGAGCUGACAUGUCACAAAUGCAUUUUACUCCUGACUCUCUUGCGCAGAAUGAUGGGAAGGCUAUGUCUUACCAGUGUAGCCUUUGUAAGUUUCUGUCAUCAUCUUUUUCUGUGUUAAAAGAUCAUAUCAAGCAGCAUGGUCAGCAGAAUGAAGUGAUACUAAUGUGCUCAGAGUGCCAUAUUACAUCUAAAAGCCAAGAGGAACUUGAAGCUCAUGUGGUAAAUGACCACGAAAAUGAUGCCAACAGUCACACACAGUCCAAAGCCCAACAGUGUGUAAGCCCCUCCAACUCCUUGUGUCAGGGGACCACAGAAAGAAACAGUGAAACCAUUCCUGACAUCCCAGUAAGUAUGGACAGUCCCCAAACUCAAAGUCUCCCCACUGCAUCGAUGGUGGAAAUGGGUAGGAGGAAAUGGUAUGCCUAUGAACAGUAUGGCAUGUAUCGGUGCUUAUUCUGUAGUUAUACUUGUGGCCAGCAGAGAAUGUUGAAAACACAUGCUUGGAAACAUGCUGGGGAAGUUGAUUGCUCCUAUCCAAUCUUUGAAAAUGAAAAUGAACCCCUAGGCUUGCUGGAUUCUUCAGUGGCUGCAGCACCCAGUGCGGUUGGUGCAGUAGUCAUUGCUAUUGGAGACAGUGAACUGAGUAUCCACAACGGGCCUUCAGUACAGGUGCAGAUUUGCAGCUCAGAACAAUUGUCAUCUUCAUCUCCUUUAGAACAGCCCAUGGAAGGAGGUGUUCACCUAAGUCAGACAGUUACCCUUGACUCUAAUGAGGAAGAAAUGCUAGAGGUGAUUUCUGACAUGGAGGAAAAUCUGAUUGCUGAUAGCCUGCUUUCCUCAGCACAGAAAAUCAUUAGCAGUAGCCCAAAUAAAAAAGGUCAUGUUAAUGUGAUAGUGGAGCGUUUGCCAAGUGCUGAAGAAACUCUUUCACAGAAACAUUUCCUCAUUAGUGCUGAAAUUGAAGAGGGGAAGAACCUGAGCUCUGCAGAAGCCCAGAUGGAAUGUGAAGGGAGAGAUGAAGUUUAUCAUGCUGACAAGUGUGCUGUUGAUAUUGGGGGACUGAUCAUAGGCUGGAGCAAUCCAGAGAAGAAAGAGAGUGAGUUAAUAAAUAAAGGACUGGCUACUGAUGAGAACGCACCACCAGGCCGAAGAAGGACAAAUUCUGAGUCUCUUAGACUACACUCAUUAGCUGCAGAAGCCCUGGUCACAAUGCCUAUAAGAGCAGCAGAACUAACAAGAGCCAACCUUGGGCACUAUGGAAAUAUAAACCUUUUAGCCCCAGAUACUGGACAAAGGCAAGUAGAUAGUACAUUAGCAGCAUACUCUAAAAUGGUGUCACCACUUAAAAACUCCUCAGAUGGAUUAACUAGUUUUAACCAAAGCAACUCUACCUUGGUAGCACUCCCAGAGGCGAGGCAAGAAUUGUCAGAUGGGCAAGUUAAGACAGGCAUCAGCCUGUCCUUACUCACUGUAAUUGAAAAAUUGAGGGAAAGGACAGACCAAAAUGCUUCAGAUGAUGACAUUUUGAAAGAGUUGCAGGAUAAUGCCCAGUGCCAACCCAACGGCGAUACAAGUUUGUCAGGAAGCAGUGUAGUGGAAUACAUCCCCAACACUGAUCGGCCCUACCGCUGCCGCUUGUGUCACUACGCCAGUGGUAACAAAGGCUACAUCAAGCAGCACCUGCGAGUCCAUCGACAGAGACAGCCAUAUCAGUGUCCUAUCUGUGAGCACAUAGCUGACAACAGCAAAGAUUUGGAGAACCACAUGAUCAACCACUGUAAAACCAGACUAUACCAGUGCAAGCAGUGUGAGGAGUCUUUUCAUUAUAAGAGUCAGCUGAGGAACCAUGAGAGAGAGCAACACAGUCUUCCAGAUACUUUGUCAGUAGCAACAUCUAAUGAGUCAAGAAUUUACACUGAUACAACUGAUGGCAAAUGUGUUCAGGAAGGAAAUAAAUCUUCAGUCCAGAAACAGUAUAGAUGUGAUGUGUGUGAUUAUUCAAGUACAACAUAUGUUGGUGUCAGAAACCACAGACGAAUCCAUAACUCAGAUAAGCCAUACAGACUCAUAGGAUCAGUUGCAGUUGUCCCAGGGUCUUCCUACCAGUGGACACCAUCAUCCUAUGAGAAUCCUCUUUCUGUUACAUCAAGGGAGUCUCAAUGCUCUCUGUGUGGGUAUGUAUGCAGCCAUCCUCCUUCUUUGAAGUCUCAUAUGUGGAAGCAUGCCAGUGACCAAAAUUAUAAUUAUGAACAAGUAAACAAGGCUAUUAAUGAUGCGAUUUCACAAAGUGGCAGAGUUCUGGGUAAAUCCUCUGAAAAGACUCUACUACACAGGAGUGAAGAAAGAGCCGAUCCUGUCACUGGAUGUUCAGAAAAUUUGGGGUCAUCCUCAGAGCUGAUUUCCCAGACUCCUGGUGAAGUUAAAGGUCCCAAUGAGAAUGAGAAAUUGAGCCCUACAAGUAAUACCUCAUAUAGUUUAGAAAAAAACUCGAGUCCAGCCCCUCAUGGUAUGGAAUAUUGUGUUUUACUCUUCUGUUGUUGCAUUUGUGGGUUCGAAUCUACCAGCAAAGAGAAUCUCUUGGAUCAUAUGAAAGAGCAUGAGGGUGAAAUCGUAAACAUCAUCCUAAAUAAAGACCACAGCACAACUCUAAACACAAAUUAGAUUGAAUAAUUACUUGAAGAGGAGUAUGCUAGAAGAGGAAUCCUUUAUACCACAAUUCCACUUUUGUGCUAUCAGUCCUUACUAGACACAAAAGAAAUAGUUAUUGAUUUUUGGGGAAAUGACAGAUGUGGCUUUAGAACCAAAUUUGUAUUGUAAUAAAAGGAAUUCCAAAUGGAUAAGCAGUAAUAAUAUUUAAAUAUUUUCAGUGAGAGGAAGUAAGUUGAGGUAGAAGCAAAGAUGUAAUCCUGUAUUAAUAACCCUUGUUACCUCUUUUUAGCAUUGAGUGUAUUUAUUAGUAAAAGCUUAUAGUGUACAAAUGCAAGUGAAAGAGUUGAAAAAGAGCUUUCCAGUCUAAAACAUACUGUUAAGGAAGUGUCACCGUCUUAAGCAGAGCUUAGUUUUCUUCAUUCUCAAUUUUGACAGGCCUCUUGUGAGAAAUGGGAGUCAUUUCUCUUGAGGGGUUUUCAGCGUUGCCAAGAGUCAACAAGGAAGAAAUAUCAUCAGAGGGCUUUGAAAUGAUCUACCUAAAUCUUUCCCCAAACUUAUAGGAAUUAAUCAUAUACUAAAUCUAAGAUAUAUUAGUUUACUGAAAGAAAGAAAGAAAACCUCUAAAUCCAAAUCUGGACUGUAAAUAGGCAUUUAAGAUGUAAAUUAUUGUCUUAAUUUUAUAGCAAAUUUCUUGUGGGCAAAGGAGGAAAUAGGUGAAUUCCCAUCAGACUCAAACCAAAUCUCAAGGUUCAUAAAAAUGGUAAUUCAUUGAGCAUAGUGCACUUCCCAAAGGUUCUUUUCAGAGUGUUAGAACACUGCAAUUUUCUCAGUAGUUCAUAGGCUGCCUCAUCCUCUCUUCUAAACUAAAACAAGCUUGUUAUCUGAAAGAGUCUAUUUAAAGCAACAAACAAUAAAAACUUGCAUCUGAUCAUCAGACCUUGGAAAUAGUUUGAACUCAAAUAAAAACCAUUUGGGGGAACAGGGUGAAAUUUAGAAGUCCUUUAGAAUGAGUACUGCUAUUGAGAUUUUACUUCUGGAUUUUAAUUUUGUUACACUUAACAUAAGAGGCAUAAUCAAGUGUGGCUAAAAUAAAGUAAAAAUUCAGGUUGCUUAUAAAGCUUGUAAUAACAAACAUUUUGCGAAUCUACAGGAUUUCUCCUGUCUUGAAAAUUCCAUUUUGUUAGUGUGCAAUGUGGAAAACCAACUAAAACAACUUUUGCAUUAAAACUCACCAUCAGGUAGAUGUGAUUACAUAUUUUGUAUUAUGAUGUUUCAAAGAUGAAGAAAACGAUUUGUGUUUGGGGUUUUUUUUUGCUUUUGUGGUUCUGAUGAUUUAUUUAUAUACACUGUUUUGUUCGUAAAUUCUGCCUACAAGUCAAAAGGCUGGUGCUCUAUGCAGUGCACCAUCUUCACGGUGCUAUUUCUGAACUUUAUUGAAUAGGAUACUCUGUAGACACAUUCUAGGUAAGAAGUCUCUCCCCAAAGUCCAGGUAGGAAUUGAAUGAAUGAAUAUUUUUAAGAUCUAAGGAACUAAGCAUUAGAAACUAAACUGGGCCAGGCAUCUUAAAACACAACCUGAUUUGUUUUCUUAAUCUCAUUUUCAUGAUGAUAUUUCAGUAAACAAAAUUAAUUGUAACUUUGCAGCUCUUUAAUUUAGGUAGCUUUAACUUAUAUGUGAAAAUUCAUUUCUGAUACUGUUUUAAAUACCAGGUUUUUUUAAAGAUAAAAUGAAGUGAUGUAUACCAAAUUAUAUUCUCUAAAUCAACUGCAUGUGGAUUUAUAUUUAUUCUCUCAUUUUCAUAAUUAAAACAAAUAUUUUUCAUUUCAGAUUCAAAUUAAAUAUUUCAAGUGGUUCCACUAUCACAUUAUUGCCACUCAGUUCUUUCAUUGCUGUUAGCUAAAACUCAGUGUUUCUUUGUAGAAAUCUGUUUUGAAAAUUAACAGACUUAGAAGAAUUUUGUUUUAUAAAUUUUCCUUGUCUUAAUUUUAUUCAAUCAUUUGGAAAAUACUAAUAACCAAAAAAAAAAAAAAACCACAAAAUUUCAACAGUGAAUUUGUUUUUAAUUUCCUUUCUUCUUUUCCUUAAACCUCUUCCAUCAACUGUUCUUUAAGUUUCCAUUUGGAAUCAUGAAUUUAAAAUUUCCCUAGCUCAUGGGAAAAAAUUAACCCAGAAAUUCAAAACCUUUAAAAGUUCAUCUGAUUUUGGCCUAGAAUGUUUUCAGAAGCUUUCUCCUGACCUAUAGGAAGAACAUUAUACCAAGGAUAUUCUGUACCUUCCCAUUAUCAUUUUGUGGCAAGCCUUAAGUUAACAAUGUCUCUACUGCUAAGAAUAAUUGAGUAUUUCUAAAAGUAAUAAUGAAGACUAAAUAUGCAAUUUUAAUUGUACAAGAGAUAGAUAUUAAAAUAGCAGGAAUUCCCUUUGUAGGAAUAACAUUUUAUUUAUUGAAACUAGAUCUUUUGCCCUAUAAAGCUCAUAGUAUUUGUCCACUGUGAACACUAAGAUUUGAUAGUGAAAAUAGUUUUUAAAAUAAACUUAAUGGGUAAGUCAAAGGUAGGGAGGGGGAAGAUGAUGCAUUCUGAUCAUUAUAAAUAAUACUUUUCAGGGAUCUAUCAUUUUCUUUCUUUCUAUAAUAAUCCAGAAUAUGGUUGGUAACCCCAGUGUUCUAAUAGUACCAUGCCUAUAUUCCAGUUGAUCUGUAGGCUUUUAAGUUCUGUGUCCAGCCAGUGCAAUGUAGUGACACUGAUGAAGCCUUUGUUCUAGGUCUUUCAUCCUAUUUGAGACAACUUGGUGGCUUCGUUAUUAUUUUCUCUGUCUUUUCUCAUAAAGCAAAUGGUGGGCACCCAUGUUUACAUUGUAUCUUCCCACAAUGUACUUGGCUUGACAAAGACAAGCAGGCUUCUCUAUUGAAACUUACUAUAUUUUUAGUUUUCAUAGACUUUUAUUUAAUCUUUUUUAUUGUACAGAAGGUGCUCUGAGUAAUAUUCUAUAAAAUAUAUUUAAUAGAAAUUUGAGUUUGAUAUUCAUGAACAUGAAUACAUGUAUUUUUUUAAGAAAUAAGUAUUGUGUAACACUAUGGCAUUGCUUCUCUAGCCAAAGUCUAAAAAUUUCUGGAACACUGACAUGUAAAGACUACAGUUAAUUCUGACACUGUAUCUUAUUAAAAUAGGAUGAUUUGCAUUUUGUAAAUUUAUCCUGCACUUCAAGCUGCAUGCCUUAAAGCCUAAAACUCUAGGAUUGUGUUCAUGGUAGAACAGUUUAUCUGUUCAUCAAACAGUGAAGCAAGGUCUAUAGUGCUUCUUUAACUACCUUUGGAAAUACUGUAUAAUGUUAGAAUAAUUUAUUUUGCUUUACAGGAGUUUGUCAUGUAUUGACUUUAAUAUUGUAUUUUGGUAAUAAAUUUUUUGUUAAAAACACUUGCCUCUAAGUUUUAUUAACUAAAGGUUAUAUCUAUUCUUGUCUUAGAAAUACUGAUUUAAUCUCUUAGAAAUUUGGGUUUAAAUAAUGAAGGACUUCCCAAGGUUUAAAAUAAGGCUUGUGAUUGCCCUUUGGUAACUCGUUAAACUCCUGACUAGCAUUAAAUUGUGUUAAAGGAAGAUAAUUGAAAAGGCA
Molecule: messenger RNA, 6905 nt
Organism: Manis pentadactyla (Chinese pangolin)
Lineage: Eukaryota; Metazoa; Chordata; Mammalia; Pholidota; Manidae
Gene: ZNF507
Product: zinc finger protein 507
Exons: 8
Coding region: 344-3307 (987 amino acids)
Biological process (GO): regulation of gene expression
Cellular component (GO): nucleus
Source: RefSeq, a predicted model, not a curated record